This is a messenger RNA of Tribolium madens (black flour beetle), 766 nucleotides long. RefSeq names its product transmembrane protein 80-like. The transcript has 2 exons. The coding region runs from base 272 to 679 and encodes 135 amino acids. The record is from RefSeq and is a predicted model, not a curated record. NCBI's taxonomy places the organism in Eukaryota, Metazoa, Arthropoda, Insecta, Coleoptera, Tenebrionidae. Gene Ontology annotation, biological process: non-motile cilium assembly. Gene Ontology annotation, cellular component: ciliary transition zone.
UGGCAACUGUCAUGUAUUACGACAUGCAUAUUUCAGAAUUACUUGUAUCUUGUUUGACAAUCUUCGUCAUUUUUGACAUUUUAUUAACCAAUUGAAAAGAAAAAAAAAUUAAAUUGUUGAAUUAGAAAAUCCAGAAUUUUGUAAUUGUUGAUAUCCCAAGUCUCCAGGAAUUGUGUUGGCACCCCUGCCACUCAUCAAUACCCACAUAAACAAAAGUGUUUUUCUUUUAUCAGACUAAACUUCGAUUAAAUUAAGCAAAAUUGAGCCUCUAAUGAAUACGUCUUUAACUUUUGAGGUUUUGCUGUACUUGAACUCUUAUUAUUUCGGCCUAUUUGCCGUUUGUGAGAUAGGGAUGAAUGUGGUAAAGUACAUAAAUUUUCCCGAUUUGAAGCACUUUUCCACCGAUUUCGGUAUUCUGAUGGCCGUUUGUGUGAUUGAGCUGUUUCGAGUGAUUCUGGCAAGGAAAGGAAACUUGACAGAGAGGAAAUGGCCCGUUUUAGUCGCAAUUUUCCUAACAAUACCCUCACUUGCCGGAGUUUUGUAUUUUAUGAUUUGGCAAAGCCAUGCUUUGCGUUUUGAGUACAUUAUUUGUGGCAUACAAGUCGGCCUACAAUUCGUCGAAAUCGUUACAGGAAUCUUAUGUCUUCUCCCGUUCUGCAAAACCCCAGAGUAUUAUUAGCCUAAUAUUUUGUAAUAACAAAAUAAAAUAAAUAUUUGUCCAAAUCCGCGAUCAAUAAUUUGAAACUAGUAACAUUCCUAGCGUUGG